Molecule: messenger RNA, 1723 nt
Organism: Oxyura jamaicensis (ruddy duck)
Lineage: Eukaryota; Metazoa; Chordata; Aves; Anseriformes; Anatidae
Product: translation initiation factor IF-2-like
Exons: 2
Coding region: 163-1224 (353 amino acids)
Source: RefSeq, a predicted model, not a curated record
CUUUUCUUACACCCUGGCCCCCAUCGCUGUGACGGUUGGGCAGGGGAAAGCCCUCUUUGCGCGCUCUUGGUAAGCGAGAGCAAGUACAAUACCUCCCGGGGGAGGGCCCUGCCCCUGCUGGUACUCGUGCGGCCAGGAGCUGCGGCCAGGAGCGUGCUGCUGAUGCUUCUCCCACUCGCACCAGGGAGCUGCCGCCCGCGGGGUGUCACCCCUCCCGCCCUGGGCCGCGUUCCCCCCACCGGAUGCUUGGCACCAGCGGCAUCCGUCUGUGGUGCAGGGGAUGGGUCCGGGGCACAGGAGCCCCCGCCUGCCCCUGUCUUUGCUUCCCUGCCCAGGGGAGCAGGGCCAGGGCCAGACCCCAGCCAGCGCUCGGCAGGGGAGGGAGCACCAGGGAAGGGCCAUCCCCAAGGGGCAGUGGGGCAGAGCCAGCCCCCGCUGCCACCUCUGUGCAAGGCGCCGUGCAAACGCGCCCAUGGCACCCGUCCCCAGGGCAAGGCCGGAGGGGGGGCACGAGGCACAACCAAGCUGGGAGGCAGCCCCCAGCCGGGCCUUGGGCACUGUGGGGCUGGGUGCGUGCCCGUGGGGCUGGGUGCGUGCCCGUGGGGCUGGGUGACUGCCCAGGGCUCUGUCCUUGGGGAUGGGGAAGGCUGGGGUGGGUGGAGGGCGCUCACCAGGACCGGUCGGCAGCAGCCUCCCUGCCUUGAGGCUGCGCUUGCUGGAGCCGAGGCCGGGCUCUGCCUGACCCCACUGGGUGCUGCCUGGGGCCCACCACUGGUGCGUGCCCACAGCGGGUGCCGGCUGGGGCCAAGCUGCUGCCCCGGGGCUUGGCUGCUCCCCUGUCCUCCCUGGGAGGCUGUGGGGCUCAUCCUGCAGCUUGGAGGAUGCCUCCCAGGCCCCUGCCCCUGUCCUGGGCUGAGCCCUGCUCCGUCCCAGGGCCAAGUCUGCUCCCUCUGGCCCUGGCCCCGGCCCUGGCCCCUGCCCACCGCCCUCCCCCAGUGGUUGCGGCCGGAGCUCCGCCAAGCCCAGGUCCCGCUCCCGCUGCCCCGUCCACGCCGAGCCGCUGGCCUUGGCCGCCGGCACCGUCCUGGGAGGCAGCUGCUACCCCGAGGCCGACCCGGGACUCGCCUGCUGACGGCAGAGGAAGGUGCGCGUCCAGGAGGGGCAGGGAGGGAGGCAGGGCGGGAUGCGAACAGCCCCUCGGGGCCUUGCUUUACGCCAGAGUAAUAUAUACGUGUAUGUUGACAGUACAGGAAGGGCUACAAAGGUGUUUUUCGUUUCCUAGGUGGUAGUUAGACAAUUACACUGUUGCUUUGAGAUAAGUGAAAAAUUCCUCUAAAUGACUAAGUGCCUGCACUUCCCCGCGGCUGCUCCCGGGCGCGGGGACGGGAUCCCGGCAGCGGGGGCGGCGGACGGGGCGCUGCUCUGCCCCCGCCGUCGGCAUUGUCGCCGCCUCGGCCGGAGCCGGCCGGGGAGCGGUGCUGGACCCCCGGGAGGGCCGGGGAGGCCUCAAGGAGCCCCCCCGGGGCGCGCUCCCAGCGGGGGCUGCGGGCUGGAGCCGGGGCCGGCGGCGCUGCUCGCGGUGGCGGAGACCUGCGGAUGCUUUCUGGAGAAGGGGUUGGAGAUCCACUGAGCGGCAACUGUUGACGCGUCUGCCAACUCUUGAUUUUUUUUUUUGUCAUUUCAUAAAACUUUUAAAUCCAAUAAAGCAUGUAGUAUAUUUUAC